AUUAGUGAUGUUUGUAAAUUUAUUUUCUAUCCUUCUAAUUUGUAAAUCAUUAAACAUUUAAUCGUAUGAAUUUUGAUGAUUCUCUGGAGUAAAAGGCUUACUUUGUGUGUCACUAAAAAUGGUACUGAAACAUGUAGGAAGCAUGGACUGUAUAAAUUUGUAAAAAUGGCAACAAUAGAAAUGAACUGAUUUAAAUAGAACCUGCAAUCUAUUUUGGAUAUCCAAAAGGAAAAAGAACUUUUGAAAUUACUAAGCUAAAUGUGGAAAUGUGUUUUGCAUGGCUUCAUAUGUAUAAUGGAUAUUAUAAUUCUUGCAUUUUCAGUGGGUAUGAGAGUAGGUGAAAGGAGGAAGAGAAUUUGGAACUUAAAAAAAAAAGAAAUUACUAAGCUAACUAAUCACCACCCAUUUUGUCAAUAGUGAGUCUUGCUCUAUAAAAGACAUCAGUCUCCCAGCUUGCACACAUUAUCAACCAAACCUGUUUCUGGAAAGAAGGGAAGUCAAGAGUAUAGAGAAUAUGUCAGAACUGGAAACAGCCAUGGCAAUGCUCAUUGAUGUCUUUGACCGGUAUGCAGGAUCUGAAGGCAACAAGGAGACUCUGACUAAAGGGGAACUAAAGACCCUGAUAGAAAAAGAGUUCCCAAACUUUGUUAAGACUGGGCAGAAUAAUGAUGCAGUUGAGAAACUGUUCAAGAACCUGGAUGACAAUGGGGAUUCUCAAGUGGACUUCAAUGAAUUCAUCAUCUUCGUGGCUGCCCUGACUUCUGCCUGUCAUCAGGGCUGUCACAAAAAAGGACCUAAAUGAUUUUACAUCAGCCAACCACAGAUGACAGAAUCUUUCUGAUAGAAAUAUUGUGCUAUUUAGAAUUAAAAGGCUUUGUUUGACAAGUCCCCAUUUUCCUUGUUUUCUGUAUUUCCAUUCUGCUGGAUGACAGACAGUUCAAUGCUUUUAGUUUUAUUAAUAGCAUGUUCAUAUUAAUUC
This is a messenger RNA of Sarcophilus harrisii (Tasmanian devil), 979 nucleotides long. It is a transcript of the gene S100P, whose product is annotated as S100 calcium binding protein P. Gene Ontology annotation, molecular function: transition metal ion binding; calcium ion binding. The record is from RefSeq and is a predicted model, not a curated record. The transcript is spliced from 2 exons. Lineage: Eukaryota; Metazoa; Chordata; Mammalia; Dasyuromorphia; Dasyuridae. Gene Ontology annotation, cellular component: cytoplasm; extracellular exosome. Gene Ontology annotation, biological process: endothelial cell migration. Bases 515 to 802 code for a protein of 95 amino acids.